AAAGUCAAUAACACUUAAUCAGCAGCCAAUGACGAAAAAAACCAUAUAAAUAAAUGAAGCCCUCUUCUUCCCUUAUGCUACAAAGGAACCAAGUCAAUUGAAACCAACAAAACACAAUGAAACAGAACACAAAGCUCACACAACUAUGCCAAAUUUUAAUGGUAACAAUAUCAAUAUCCAUGGUAACAAUAGUAUUUGCAUCGGAUGAAUCCUUUUCAACAUCCCUACCCGGUUGCAAAAACAAAUGUGGAAAUGUCACAAUUCCAUUUCCUUUUGGAAUAUCAGAUUCAUCAAUACCAAAUCAAGGAACUUGUUUCCUAACGCCAAAAUUUAACCUCACAUGUGUAAAUGACACAAAAUUAUUUUGGGGUGAGUCACAAGUUAACAACAUAAGCAUCCUCGAAGGACAAAUGGAAGUAUUGUUUUAUAUCUCCAGGUUUUGUUAUGACGGAAGUAACACACCCAGUUUAGACACCGGCAGUUUCAGAAUAUCCAACAUGAAAAACAAGUUCGUAACGGUUGGUUGUGACACUUACGGUUAUCUCAACAGCAUUUUCAGCGGAGAAACAUACUCGACCGGUUGUUUAACAAGAUGUUAUGGUAAUCUAGAUGGAAUUGAAAACGGAACAUGUUCAGGUAUUGGUUGUUGUCAAGUUGAUAUUCCACGUAUGAUGAAGAAUAUAAGUAUAGAAGUUUCUGAAUUUCCUAAUUCAACGGAGGAAUAUAGUGGGUGUAGCUAUUCUUUUAUUGUUAAAGAUGGUUUCUAUAAUUUUUCUCUUGCUGAUUUGUAUAAUUUUACUUCUGAGGAGGUUCCAUUGAUUCUUGAUUGGAGUGUUGGAUGGGAAAAUUGUACGGUUUCAAAGGCUUGCAUGAAUAAUAGUAAUUGCCAUGAUGAGGAUAUUGAUUUUGGUGGUUACCGGUGUGAAUGUAAGGAAGGUUAUACAGGAAACCCUUAUCACCCAGAUGGCUGCAAAGACAUCGAUGAAUGUAAGACAAAUAACCACACAUGCAUAAGUGAAGAACAUUGUCGCAACACGGAUGGGCAUCACGAGUGUUUUUGUCCGGAUGGACAAUCCGGUAAUGGAACAAAGACAGGAGCUGGGUGCAGUAAAAGAGAUUUAAUUACGAAGGUUGCCAUCGGAUUAAGUGCUGGACUCAUUGUUCUAUUUGUGGCGAUUUCAUCUCUUUACUUGACAUAUCAAAAAAGGAAACUGAUCAAACUAAAGCAAAAAUUCUUCCAACAAAACGGUGGUUCCAUUUUGCUACAACAACUAUCUACAAGAGAAGAGACAUCGCAAUCGGCUCAAAUAUUCACAGAAGAGGAACUUAAAAAAGCCACAAAAAACUACGAUGAAAGCUUAAUCAUUGGUAGAGGAGGUUUUGGCACUGUCUUCAAAGGGAUUUUACCCGAUAACAAAAUUGUCGCUGUCAAAAAAUCCAAAGUAAUUGACACAAAUCAAAUUGAGCAAUUCAUUAACGAAGUAGUUGUUCUGUCUCAAAUAAAUCAUAGGAAUGUUGUCAAACUCUUAGGAUGUUGUUUAGAGACAGAAGUUCCUUCCUUGGUUUAUGAAUUCGUUAGCAACGGUACACUUUUCGACUUCAUACAUACUAAAGAUAAAGCAAAUAAUCCAACAUGGAAAACACGUUUAAGGAUAGCAGCAGAAACAGCUGGAGCUUUAUCUUAUCUACAUUCGGCUGCUUCAAUACCAAUUAUUCAUCGAGAUGUUAAGAGUACCAACAUUCUCUUAGAUGACAACUACACCGCAAAAGUUUCCGAUUUCGGAGCUUCGAGAUUGGUUCCACUUGAUCAAACUGAGAUAGCAACAAUGGUUCAAGGUACUCUUGGAUAUUUAGAUCCAGAGUAUAUGCAAACACAUCAAUUAACUGAGAAAAGUGAUGUUUAUAGCUUUGGCGUUGUUCUUGCGGAGCUUUUAACAGGAGACAAACCUCUUUCUUUUAAUAGGUCUGAAGAGAACACUAGUCUUGCUAUGCACUUUUUGUCUUGUUUAAAAGAAGAUCGAAUUUUCGAAGCUAUUCAAGUUGGUAUUUUGAAUGAUGAAAACAAGAAAGAGAUUAAGGAGGUUGCUAUUCUUGCAGCAAGGUGUUUGAGACUUAGAGGUGAUGAAAGACCAAGCAUGAAAGAAGUGGCUAUGGAGUUGGAAGGUAUAAGGUUAAUUGAGAGGCAUCCUUGGAAUGAGACAGAGCAAAAUUUUGAAGAGGGUCAACGCUUACUUCAUGAGGCAUUUUCUAGCAUUUAUAAUGAAAAUGGUGAUGAUAGCUAUAAUGUUGGAUAUACUACUGGUUAUGAUAGCUUGAGAGAUCAACCAUUGAUUCAACAAAACACAAUGAAACAGAACACAAAGCUCACACAACUAUGCCAAAUUUUAAUGGUAACAAUAUCAAUAUCCAUGGUAACAAUAGUAUUUGCAUCGGAUGAAUCCUUUUCAACAUCCCUACCCGGUUGCAAAAACAAAUGUGGAAAUGUCACAAUUCCAUUUCCUUUUGGAAUAUCAGAUUCAUCAAUACCAAAUCAAGGAACUUGUUUCCUAACGCCAAAAUUUAACCUCACAUGUGUAAAUGACACAAAAUUAUUUUGGGGUGAGUCACAAGUUAACAACAUAAGCAUCCUCGAAGGACAAAUGGAAGUAUUGUUUUAUAUCUCCAGGUUUUGUUAUGACGGAAGUAACACACCCAGUUUAGACACCGGCAGUUUCAGAAUAUCCAACAUGAAAAACAAGUUCGUAACGGUUGGUUGUGACACUUACGGUUAUCUCAACAGCAUUUUCAGCGGAGAAACAUACUCGACCGGUUGUUUAACAAGAUGUUAUGGUAAUCUAGAUGGAAUUGAAAACGGAACAUGUUCAGGUAUUGGUUGUUGUCAAGUUGAUAUUCCACGUAUGAUGAAGAAUAUAAGUAUAGAAGUUUCUGAAUUUCCUAAUUCAACGGAGGAAUAUAGUGGGUGUAGCUAUUCUUUUAUUGUUAAAGAUGGUUUCUAUAAUUUUUCUCUUGCUGAUUUGUAUAAUUUUACUUCUGAGGAGGUUCCAUUGAUUCUUGAUUGGAGUGUUGGAUGGGAAAAUUGUACGGUUUCAAAGGCUUGCAUGAAUAAUAGUAAUUGCCAUGAUGAGGAUAUUGAUUUUGGUGGUUACCGGUGUGAAUGUAAGGAAGGUUAUACAGGAAACCCUUAUCACCCAGAUGGCUGCAAAGACAUCGAUGAAUGUAAGACAAAUAACCACACAUGCAUAAGUGAAGAACAUUGUCGCAACACGGAUGGGCAUCACGAGUGUUUUUGUCCGGAUGGACAAUCCGGUAAUGGAACAAAGACAGGAGCUGGGUGCAGUAAAAGAGAUUUAAUUACGAAGGUUGCCAUCGGAUUAAGUGCUGGACUCAUUGUUCUAUUUGUGGCGAUUUCAUCUCUUUACUUGACAUAUCAAAAAAGGAAACUGAUCAAACUAAAGCAAAAAUUCUUCCAACAAAACGGUGGUUCCAUUUUGCUACAACAACUAUCUACAAGAGAAGAGACAUCGCAAUCGGCUCAAAUAUUCACAGAAGAGGAACUUAAAAAAGCCACAAAAAACUACGAUGAAAGCUUAAUCAUUGGUAGAGGAGGUUUUGGCACUGUCUUCAAAGGGAUUUUACCCGAUAACAAAAUUGUCGCUGUCAAAAAAUCCAAAGUAAUUGACACAAAUCAAAUUGAGCAAUUCAUUAACGAAGUAGUUGUUCUGUCUCAAAUAAAUCAUAGGAAUGUUGUCAAACUCUUAGGAUGUUGUUUAGAGACAGAAGUUCCUUCCUUGGUUUAUGAAUUCGUUAGCAACGGUACACUUUUCGACUUCAUACAAACUACUAAAGACAAACCAAAUAAUCCAACAUGGAAAACACGUUUAAGAAUAGCAGCAGAGACAGCUGGAGCUUUAUCGUAUCUACAUUCGGCUGCUUCAAUACCAAUUAUUCAUCGAGAUGUUAAGAGUACCAACAUUCUCUUGGAUGAUAAUUACACUGCAAAAGUUUCUGAUUUUGGAGCUUCAAGAUUAGUUCCACUUGAUCAAACCGAAAUAGCAACAGUGGUUCAAGGAACUCUUGGAUACUUAGAUCCGGAGUAUAUGCAAACACAUCAGUUAACCGAGAAAAGUGAUGUUUAUAGCUUUGGUGUAGUUCUUGCAGAGCUUUUAACAGGGGACAAACCUCUCUCUUUUAAUAGGCCGGAAGAGAGCAUUAGUCUUGCUAUGCACUUUUUGUCUUGUUUAAAACAAGAUAAAAUAUUUGAAGCUAUUCAAGUUGGAAUUUUGAGUGAUGAUAACAAGAAGGACAUUAAGGAGGUUGCUAUUCUUGCAGCAAGGUGUUUGAGACUUAGAAGUGAUGAAAGACCUACAAUGAAGGAAGUGGCUAUGGAGUUGGAUGGUAUAAGAUUAACGGAGAGGCAUCCUUGGAAUGAUACAGACCAAAAUUUUGAGGAGAAUCAACGCUUACUUCAUGAGGCAUCUUCUAGCAUUUAUAGUGAAAUUGGUGAUCAUAGCUCUAAUUUUGGAUAUACUAAUGUGUAUGAUAGCUUGAAAGAUCAACCAUUAAUUGCCUUGGAUGAUGGAAGAUGAUUUGUGACAUGUCAAAUAUGUAUUAUUCUAUCUUUUGUUUGAUCGAUUGAUCAGUUUAAAAGGAUUUGGAUUUGUGUUUAGAUUUUGUUUUAUGAUGUAAACUUGUUUGGGCCUUUUAUUUGAAUUUUCCCUCUCAACUAAGUUGUAUUCUUCCAUAAUAUUCGAACUUGAGACCCUACUCAAGGAAAAUUGAAUUCAGUUCUACUCAGAUAAAUUUAAAAUAUCAAUCUCAAAGAAAAAAAUUUCAUCUUAUUAA
Trifolium pratense (red clover) is the source of this 4842-nucleotide messenger RNA. RefSeq lists its product as uncharacterized. The record is from RefSeq and is a predicted model, not a curated record. Gene Ontology annotation, cellular component: plasma membrane. The transcript has 7 exons. Gene Ontology annotation, molecular function: polysaccharide binding; calcium ion binding; ATP binding. Gene Ontology annotation, biological process: cell surface receptor signaling pathway; protein phosphorylation. NCBI's taxonomy places the organism in Eukaryota, Viridiplantae, Streptophyta, Magnoliopsida, Fabales, Fabaceae. Bases 117 to 4586 code for a protein of 1489 amino acids.